Messenger RNA from Syngnathus typhle (broad-nosed pipefish), 4563 nucleotides. It is a transcript of the gene calcr, whose product is annotated as calcitonin receptor. Gene Ontology annotation, molecular function: calcitonin receptor activity; amylin receptor activity. The record is from RefSeq and is a predicted model, not a curated record. Gene Ontology annotation, biological process: adenylate cyclase-activating G protein-coupled receptor signaling pathway; positive regulation of cytosolic calcium ion concentration; cell surface receptor signaling pathway. Gene Ontology annotation, cellular component: axon; plasma membrane. The transcript has 21 exons. NCBI's taxonomy places the organism in Eukaryota, Metazoa, Chordata, Actinopteri, Syngnathiformes, Syngnathidae. Bases 313 to 2685 code for a protein of 790 amino acids.
AGAGCGCAGGCUGCUGAUCGUCGUGUAUGAGAAGCGAGCGGCCAGUCGACAGGCUGUCAGAGCUCCUCGCGGCCACACAUUGGCGCCCUGCUCCGUGCGUGCGGCGGACCUGCCCAGUGAAAGAUAGCCAGACACCUGCAAAACAACUGCACGCUUGCUUUCUUAUUGGGGCUUUUUUUGUUUUUCCAUGCUGGAGGAAAAAGUUUUGAUUGAUUUUGCAAUUUACAGGAAGGAAACGUUUUUGACACCCUAUUGAAGCAUUCUUGUGGUUGCUAUUUAUAUCUACUGGAGUAAGACAUCGGAGGUGAAGAUAUGAAAUUAGCUGUUAGUUGCCCUUGGAUCCUUUGCUGGGUUUUAGUGUGCGUGGUGUCAGCUGGCACUGAGUCUUUUCCAGAAUCAUCACUCAAGACAAGAAUGAGCAAAGACAGAUGGAAAGAAGCGAGACAAAGUCAAUACAGAUGUCUCAAUACGUCCGACAAAGACACAAGCGGUGAGAGACACUUCUGUGGAAAAAUAUGGGAUGACUUUUUGUGCUGGGAAGAAACACCAGCAGGUACAUGGAUAACACAGAGUUGUCCCGAUCGCACUCCUGCCGGAAACGUGACUAAAUAUUGUGACCAAAGGGGUCAAUGGGUCCAAAUAGGUUCUACCUGCCCAGAGGCCUCCAAGGACACAACAGAGGACUUUUAUAAUAGACUCAAGGACGUCAAUGAACAUAGCAGGACUAUAGAGAAGAAAAUACGGGAGAACAAAGAGAAAUGCGUCAAGAAUACGAAACACGAUUCACCUCAUAAUAAAACAGGCUUGUUCUGUAGUCACAUUUGGGACGGUUGGCUUUGUUGGGAUGACACCCCGGCCCAAACCUACGCCACGCAGAACUGUCCUGAUUAUUUCCUCAACUUUGAACCCUCAGGAAAAGCAAGUAAAUACUGUGGAGAGGAUGGAGAGUGGUUCCGCCAUCCUGGGAGCGACACAUUCUGGACCAACUACACCCUCUGCACCAGCAAAUUCGAUAAGACGACAAGGAAGCAGAAACUGCUUGAGAGUGAAUACAAAUGUCUCUUGAAAAUGAGCCAAGACGCCGCCUUUAAUGAAUCAGGACUUUACUGCAGUCGGAACUGGGAUGGCUGGUUGUGCUGGGACGAUACUGCAGCAGGAACCUACGCCGCCCAAAAUUGUCCAGAUUACUUGUCGUAUGCACAACCCACAGAAAACGCGACCAAGUACUGCGGAGAGGACGGGCAAUGGUAUCGCCACCCGGACACCAAGAUCACGUGGACCAACUUUACACUCUGUGCCGUCGACGUUCAGGAAAGGCUGGAGGGGGCAAGCGCACAGCUCUCAGGCGACACGGAGCAAGACUUUGCCAACAAGGCCACAGCGGUGGACACAGAGGAGCAGGAGCACGGGAGAAAAAUCCUUGACAGCCAAUACAAAUGCUUUGAGAAGAUGAAGAGUGAUCCUCCUUAUAACAAAUCAAAAGUGUACUGCAGUCGCAACUGGGAUGGCUGGUUGUGUUGGGGGGACACGCCAGUAGGAACCUAUGCCUUUCAAAACUGCCCCAAUUAUUUUGUGGACUUUGACCCUACUGAAAAGGCAACCAAGUACUGUGAGGAGGAUGGUCAAUGGUUUCGCCACCCUGCCACCAACAGAACUUGGUCCAACUACACACUCUGCAAUGAAAACACAAAAGCAAAGCUGCAGUCGGCGUACAUCCUGUUUUACAUGGCUAUUGUGGGUCAUGCCUUGUCUAUAGUCUCCCUGCUCAUCUCUUUGGCCAUCUUCUUCUAUUUCAGGAGUCUGAGCUGCCAAAGGAUCACGUUACACAAGAACCUUUUCUGCUCCUAUGUGCUGAACUCUGCUCUGACCAUCAUCUACCUAGUGGCUGUGGUCAACAAUCCUCAAGUUGUGGCCAGAAACCCUGUAGGCUGCAAGGUGUUGCACUUCUUCCACAUGUACAUGCUGGGAUGCAACUAUUUCUGGAUGCUGUGUGAAGGAAUCUACCUGCACACACUCAUUGUGGUGGCUGUGUUUGCAGAGGAGCAGCAUUUGCAUUGGUACUACCUCCUCGGCUGGGGUUUUCCUCUCGUGCCUGCCUCCAUCCACGCUGUAGCAAGGACGACAUUUUUUGAUGACAACUGUUGGAUGAGCGUGGAAACUCAUCUGCUUUAUGCAGUGCAUGGUCCUAUCGUGGCAGCUCUCCUUGUGAAUCUCUUCUUCUUGCUCAAUAUCAUCAGAGUGCUGGUCACCAAGCUGAGAGACACACACCGAGCCGAGUCCAAUAUGUACAUGAAGGCUGUGCGAGCCACGCUCAUCCUAGUGCCCCUUCUGGGAAUACAAUUUGUCAUCGUUCCCUGGAGGCCGGAGAACCGGCUGGCGGGGGAGGUCUUUGAGUACAUCAUGCACAUACUCAUGCACUAUCAGGGUUUACUGGUGGCAAUCAUAUUCUGCUUCUUUAAUGGAGAAGUGCAGGCCGCUCUGAAGAGACAGUGGAUGCAGUACAAGACCGAGUGGGGUCAAAGACGAAAGGACCACUGUUCCAUGCGCUCCACGUCGUACACGGCAACCUCCAUUACGGAGGUUCCUCCCUUUAUGUACCAUCAAGACGGCAACAGCGAACACUUGAACGGGCGCCACACGGACGACUCGGAACUGGUGGCGCUGAAAGUGGGCGAGAUUCCCUGAGUCUUACAAACAGCACGGCAAUAGCCGAACAACAUGGUGGCGGCUGAAUCUCUGAGGCUAGUUUGUUUAGCCCUCGGGCCAAAAUGUGGACCAGGGGUUCAAAGGGCGACUGGGAAGGAGGAGGAGUCACUUCUAUCACUUUAUCGCAGCUGCUUUGUGACAAUGCCGAUGCUUUUGAGACCAGUCACACUGGUGGCGAGGAGACGGAAAUAACUGUGAUGACGACGUAAUUUGUUCGAGAAGACGUGAUGCAACAAAAUCCGUUUGAUUUUUCCCUACUACACCAAAGGGUACGGGAUGCUGGUCAAAGACUAAAGGGGGACGUUCUAUGCGAGCACAAAAGGGGUACUAAAGACCCUUGUUGAAAUGCCAGAUUUUUGUGAGCUCAAAAAAAAAAAGACCAUGAUAAAUCUAUUCAAAACUUCACAGCGCUUUUCAUCACCAAAUGGACAACAUAUGUACCUUCAGUGAAGCAAGCUGGUGGUGGCUGUUCUUCAUCUAGUAUUGAGGUGGAGGGAAUUUUGAGCAGUUCCAAAUAGGAAUCGGUGUUAGCACACAAGCGUUAGGAAUCACCUAGAAAGAAGGAGAAAAUGUCAGGGAAAGCCUACUGGAACAUCUGAACUUUAUUUGUGAUGAAUCACAAUCACAGAAGAGGGUGAGCAUACUUGUGCAAACAUCUCAGUUGCGUCUUUUAAUCCCCUCUUUCUAAAAGAUUAAAGACAAAAUAUUUGAUUUUGACCGAAGAAAAAUGAAAAACAGUUUUGAAAUUAUUUAUCUUGAGAUUUGAACAGGGAUGUGUAGGUUUUACAUCCAGUGUGCACACAACACAAACGGUAACAAUAUACCAGCAUCACCAGUCUGGACACAUGCCACGAAAUGUUACCAAUUAUCAUCAAGCUCUGGAAUUGUGUAAAUAGAUACAUGAUUUUUAAAAUGAAUAUUUUGUUUCUGAUUUCAUUAUUUCUCUUUCCUGAGUUGGUUGUUUUGUGAUGCCGCACACAAAACCGCUUUGCCAUUUUUGCUGAUGCUCAACAUCAUAAGCCUGAGAAGUAAGCGGAAAGUGAAAUGUGCAAAAGCAUACAAAAAAUAUUUAUAGAAAUAUACUCAACCCCAAAGGAAGUGGGACAGUGAGGCCAAUUUCUUUAUUUUCGGAGAACACUGAGCAUGUUUGAUUUUGACUUCAAAAGAUAAAUAUGAGUUCAGCAGUUCAGAUUUUAUUUGCAGGUAUUUAAAUCGGGAUCUGACACAAAACUUUAUCGGAAGGCCAGACUGGGAUUUGCCAAAAAGUACACAGAUGAGCUCCAGAAAUUGUGGGCCAACGAUUUAUGAACUUUUUUUGCCUCAUACUCAUCCUUUAACAUCAAACCCACACACAAGAGGUGGCCAACUUCCUUUAGAAAUUAAGGAGAGGUAGCUCUUGUUUUUUUAACCAGAAUUUAAAAGUAGAAAAAAAAAAAGAUUCAAAAGCUUUAUCAUGAACCACAUUAUAGAAAUACGUAUUUGCUGUAUUUACAAAAAGUCAUUCUAAUGUCUUGUGUUGCAGGUUAGAAAAAUGAUAGUGACAAUCAAUCUUAGCAAAUGACCUUCAUCUUGUGAUGAGUAUUUAUUUUAUUAACAAGUACUUAUUUACGUAAAUUUCUCACUCAUUUUCAAAAUAAGGGUUUGUUUGUCCGUGGUGAGAGCUUCUGUGUACAUUAUCAGCAUAGGUGGAAGUUGCCACGCUUUUUCCUGAGGCCAAAACGCAUACAUUUUAUGAUUUGUGUACUGUGACACCAGUUUGGUGGAUUCCUGUGGUUUGUUUUGUCUCCUUGUCUCUCUCGGCUUUGAUUGACAUCGUUGCAAAUGUGAUGGUAAAAAAUAAUGUCUUUUUUAAAAGCU